Mytilus trossulus (common blue mussel) is the source of this 2022-nucleotide messenger RNA. Its product is annotated as alpha-(1,3)-fucosyltransferase C-like. Lineage: Eukaryota; Metazoa; Mollusca; Bivalvia; Mytilida; Mytilidae. The transcript is spliced from 3 exons. Bases 556 to 1239 code for a protein of 227 amino acids. The record is from RefSeq and is a predicted model, not a curated record. Gene Ontology annotation, molecular function: fucosyltransferase activity. Gene Ontology annotation, cellular component: membrane.
AAAAGUAUAAACCUCACGUUGAUUUUGAAUUUUUAUAAUGCUUUUGUAUUUUUGUAUAGUCACUGACAAACAAAUUCAUUCGAUAUACAUAUGGACACAUAGAGACUUAUUCGAAGUUUCUGAACGAUGAAACUUACCAUAGUCAUUAAAUCAAUUUCAUCAAAGAAUGUGUACAAAGCUGUUCUUGCCUUUUUAUUUGUAGUAUGGAUGAUAUGGACAUUAGAACAAAUAAAAGAUUUUGAAAGAACAGAUUUAAAUAAUAUCAAGACACAACCUCAAGUUUUAAGGCCUCGUGGUUCUGAAAAAAAAAUCACUAUAUUAUUUUAUGCAAAACCUAUUUGGUUAAAUCCAAAAUCAAUCAUCUUUGAUAGAUGUACCUACAAAAACUGUGAAUUAACAGUAGACAAAACGCUUUUUUCGAAAAGUGAAGCUGUCAUCUUUCAUCAUAAUUCUUUCUGAACAUUGCCUGAAAAGCCAAGUGGUCAAGUAUGGAUCUUUGCUACUCUCGAGAGUCCAUAUCAUACUAGUAAAAAUUUUAAAACUGACAAAUUGAAGAUGAAAUUUAAUUGGACACAAUCGUAUCGAAAAGAUUCAGAUGGAUUUUCCCCGUUUGCAAUUCUGAGGAAACAGCUUAAAAAUCCAGUAACGAAUUACACUGAUAUAUUCACCAAGAAAACAAAAAAUAUUGCUUGGGUCGUUAGCCAUUGUCGAACUCCAUCAAAGCGAGAAGCUUAUGUGAAAGAACUGGUGAAAUAUAUUGAUGUUGAUAUUUAUGGAAGUUGUGGUAAACCAUGCUCAUUCAAAAACAAAGAAGAUUGUAAAUCCUAUUUGAGUAAAACUUACAAAUUUUAUCUUUCUUUUGAAAAUUCAUUAUGCAAGGACUAUUUGACUGAAAAAAUACUUACGCUGUACAGGAAUGGUAUGAACUUUAUUCCAAUUGUUCGAGGUGCACCUAAUGCAGGAGAUUAUUUGCCACAAAACACAUAUAUCUCAACGUCUGAAUUCCAGUCACCUCAGCUUGCGGCAUUUCUAAAAAAAAUUGGCAGCGAUGAAACACGUUAUAUUUCAUAUUUGAAACAAAAAGACAAAUAUUUUGCUGAUGGAUCUGGAGGGUUAAAAUUGGGAUUUUGUGACAUAUGUUAUCAUUUAAAUGUUAGAAAUCAAAAUCCUAAAAUUAUUGAUAUCAACAAGUGGUUAUGGGAAAACCAGUGUCAUAUGCCGAAUGACCUGCACACUUAAAAAGAAGAUUUCUAUUAGAGAUUUACAAUAAAUGUCUGACUCCGACCCGAUUCCGACUACGCAUUCCCUUUAAAUGAACAGUUCCAACAAAAAAAAUCAAAAAAAAAUAUGGCUAUAUACUAUCAAAUAAAGUAUUUCACCCCUGAAGCCUCCAUAUCCCAUCAAUGGUCAUCUCAUACACUACUUUGUCCCGUCGUUUUGAUUCUUUUUUCUUUUUCUAUAUAUCCGUUUGAUCUACUUACAUGGUGAAGUUAGUCAUCAUUUUGCGUCAGUCACCGUUUGUAUCGUUUGUUGUCAAUUUUAUGUUUUCUUUUUAAAAUUGAUUGAAAAAAAGCUAACAUAGAACACUCUUUCAAUUGCUUUGUCAAAAAAAAAUUAAGACAAAAUCCCGACCCGAAAGGCUGAAAGGUUAAAGAUCUUGUAGAUUUGUCUUUUUGGAAAAAGAAGCGUCGCAUGGUUCUGUGUUGGCCGGCUUGUUUUUGUACACUUUUAAAUUCAGACAAAAAAUUGCAAGCUAACAUGACAGGGAGGAUGAUUGGAAUGACUUAGAAGGUUACUGCUGAUUGAAUAUAAUCAUUCAAGUAAAUGGCGCCAUUUUCUAUUUAUCGCGAAAACAGAAAAAGCAAGAUCGACAGUUAUAUUUAGAUACAUGUACUAUUUAUCAUAAUGCUUUUGUAUGGAAGUAUUCUUGUUAUAAUUCAUAUUGCAGAUUGUGAUUACAGGAUUGUGGCCAUAUCUAUGAUGAGUUUAUUUAUUUUACUUUAUUAUAAAUAUAUUAUUAUA